Molecule: messenger RNA, 1048 nt
Organism: Coccidioides posadasii C735 delta SOWgp
Lineage: Eukaryota; Fungi; Ascomycota; Eurotiomycetes; Onygenales; Onygenaceae
Source: RefSeq, a predicted model, not a curated record
CAGGAGCUUUUAAGUCGAUCUAAUACUCAUUGAAACAUGGCUCAAGAAUCAGACGCUCCGCAGCUCAAGGCGCGGAAUCUCCUACUCCUCGGUGCAAGCGGCCUCAUUGGUUCCAGGAUUCUAAAUGCCGUGGUUGCGGCAAGGUCGAACUUUGAGUCUAUCGCGGUGUUUACCUCCGCAUCGAAUCUCGAAAAGAAACCAGGAUUAUUCGAACCUCUUAAGGCUCAAGGCAUUCGUAUCAUUACUGGCGAUGUCAACAGUGAAAAUGAUGUCCGUGCUGCUUAUCAAGGUGUUGACACUGUCGUGAGUGCGCUUGGCCGUGAUGUUCUCGCCUCCCAGAUUCCUCUAAUUCACCUUGCCGCCUCCCCUUCUUCGUCCGUAAAAUGGUUUUUCCCAUCAGAAUACGGGACGGACAUUGAGUACUCACCAGCCUCUGCGCAUGAGAAGCCCCACCAGCAGAAACUCAAAGUGAGGGCAGCAUUAAACGAAGUGAAAGAUAGAUUAGUACAUACGUAUGUCGUCACCGGCCCAUUCUCUGACCUCUAUCUGGGCCCGGGAUUGCCGGACAUCAGGGGUGGAGCAUUCAGGGUGAAAGAGAGAAGAGCGGAUUUGCUAGGCGACGGCAAUGGUAGCAUCAGCCUGACAACCAUGGAUGAUGUUGGUAAGCUCGUGGUCGCUGCGCUCCUCCACCCAACGGCAGCCAGAAACCGUGCGCUGAAGGUCAACUCUUUCACCACGACACCUGCGGAAAUUCUUCAUGAAUUCGAGCGCCAAACCGGUGGCCAGGGAUGGGAUAACGUUACAUAUACUCCGCUUGAUGAGCUACGCAAGUUAGAAGAGGAUGCUUGGAAGAAUGGUCCGCCUGGCAGGGCUACUGUCCUGACUUUGAGGCGCAUUUGGACAGAAGGAGGAACGCUAUACGAGAAGAGGGAUAACGAAAUUAUCGGGGAACCACAAAUGGCGACACUGGAGCAAGCUGUGAGCCAAGCCAUCAAGGAGCAGGAGUAGGUUAGACGGUCAAAGUAGAUGCUCGUUUUCGAUGACCACU